Messenger RNA from Pseudoliparis swirei, 5956 nucleotides. RefSeq names its product zinc finger and BTB domain containing 42 (gene zbtb42). The transcript is spliced from 2 exons. Gene Ontology annotation, molecular function: DNA-binding transcription factor activity, RNA polymerase II-specific; RNA polymerase II cis-regulatory region sequence-specific DNA binding; protein binding. NCBI's taxonomy places the organism in Eukaryota, Metazoa, Chordata, Actinopteri, Perciformes, Liparidae. Gene Ontology annotation, cellular component: nucleus. Gene Ontology annotation, biological process: regulation of transcription by RNA polymerase II. Bases 390 to 1967 code for a protein of 525 amino acids. The record is from RefSeq and is a predicted model, not a curated record.
GCUUUGAAACAGAGAAAGACAAAGUUAAAGAGUGUCCCCUCGCCGCUGCGUUCAGCGCAGUUGAGUUCCUCUGCUGUUUAAAAGGCUCCUAGCAAUGCGUUUCCCAACACGGACAUGGAGCUCAGUUUACUGCGCCCUUGGCGCUCCUGUAUCCUCGACACUUGUCUUUCUCCUCUUGAAAUAUAAAAACUGCGCGCACCAUCAUAGCCGAUACUCGUGCACAUUAUUCUUCGGCGGCAUCAAACUUUAAUAUCUAAUUCACUUUUCGUUUUUCUUUUUAAUUUUUUUUGUUUUGUUAACAAUCUGCCGGUUCUGUCUUGGAUUAACCCCUUCUUUCUUUUUACCACACAUUUCACAGUUGUGCGCGUGUGUCAGGUUAUGAAGGAAGAAUGGAGUUCCCAGACCAUAGCCGCCAGUUGCUGCAGUGUCUGAGUCAGCAGCGUCACCAAGGUUUCCUCUGUGACUGCACUGUUCUUGUUGGGGAGGCUCGAUUCAAAGCGCACAGAGCCGUGCUGGCCUCCUGCAGCAUGUACUUCCAUCUCUUCUACAGGGACCAGCUGGACAAAAGGGAUGUUGUGCAUCUCAACAGUGACAUUGUGACAGCCCCGGCUUUCAGUCUGCUCCUUGAAUUUAUGUAUGAGGGGAAGUUGGAAUUCAGCUCUCUCCCGGUGGAGGAUGUCCUGGCGGCAGCCAGCUACCUCCACAUGUAUGAUAUAGUGAAAGUGUGUAAAGGAAAGCUUAAAGAUAAGGAACUCUCGUCAGGGGAUGAAAAGAAGACUGAGGGUUUGGGACUCAGCUGUCUGGACAGGCAACAUUCCUCUGAAGGCAAGCUGCACAGUAAGCAGCUCAUCCGGCGACAGCCCCAGACACCGUCUCAGGGGCUUCACAGGGCCCCCCCGGCAGAGGAGUUUGACAUGGACAAGAGCGAAGUCAUGCUGGCUGUCACAGAUUGUGAUAGGUCUGCACGGAGCAGGCAGAAGGCAAACGGUCACUCCGGCAGGUCCCCGAACCUUGUAGGUGUCAAUUGUUUGUCAGCAGAGGCCGAGCCCUGCGUCCAAACAGCUGGAAAAACAAAAGCUGAUGUCAGUAGUUCCACCGUAUCGCUGUCCCAGAGGUCCCGGGCUUCAGAUGACAUGGACUGUGCACUGGAUUUGUCUUUCAAGCCUCUGUCGAGCAGAGAUCCCUUACAGCCCUCCUACGUCUCGGGACAGCUGGCCCUCGACAGCCAGCAGCAGGGCACUGAGCCACUUGUUAAAGACGAACACGACUUGCUGUCAGAGCAGGAGGACAGUGAGCCGAUGAGCCCUGAGAGCCAGCGCUUUGGGAAUAGUGCCAGGAGCUCAGUGGUGACAGGGUUCGCUGCCCUCUUCCCAGGCAACAACGGCUCCACAGCCGCCCUGCUCUCCCAGGAGGAGGACCUGAUGGACGAGGAGGGGGUGGGCGCCCCGGGCAGGGAGGUAGAGGAGAGGAGAGCUCGGCUGCUGGGGGACAGCGAGGAGGAGGAGGAGGACGACUUGGCCUCCUCGGACAUCUCCACCUCCAGCGGGGUGCUCCUGCCCCCGGGGCAACAGGUGUGCGUGUGCCCCCUCUGCAGCAAAGUCUUCCCCAGCCCCCACGUGCUGCAACUGCACCUCAGCUCGCACUUCCGCGAGAAGGACGGCGCUCGCUCCAAGCUGUCCCCCGACGGCUCGGUCCCCACCUGCAUGCAGUGCAACAAGACCUUCUCCUGCAUGUACACGCUCAAGCGCCACGAGCGCACACACUCUGGCGAGAAGCCGUACACCUGUGGCCAGUGUGGCAAGAGCUUCCAGUACUCUCACAACUUGAGUCGGCACGCUGUCGUCCACACGCGCGAGAAGCCUCACGCCUGUAAGUGGUGUGAGCGGCGCUUCACCCAGUCCGGGGACCUCUACCGCCACAUCAGGAAGUUUCACUGUGGCCUUGUCAAGACUCUCGCCAUUGGAUAAAUCGCCUCUCCCCAGUGCCAUGACAUAAGACGAAUGUCUUUUCAUACACUGAAUACUACUACUGAACACUUUCCACAUUAGUACACACACACACAUGUUGGCAGUUUGUUGGAGACGCAUCUCUUUUGGAUUCUACCCCAUGUGGCAUUUUUCUCAAGUUGUAGCAACGUUAAAACUGGAGCUGUUCUCUGAGCUGGAAUGUGUCACAGGCAUUUGUGAUGGUCAGAGGCAGAACGUUAAAGGUGGAUAAACGCGGGUGCUGUGGUCUGUGACGACGUAGGUGAACAAAUCAGAUGAUGCACUCGUUUUUUCCGUCUCGUGUCAAUCUGUUGAAUUUAUUUUGAAGAGUAUAUUUGCUGAAUGAAAAAAGCAUCCCAUGUUCAUACCCAAGGGGCAAAUUGGUGAUAGCUAAUGCUAACAUAUGUUAAUACAAUCGUAAGAUGUGAGUGAGAUUUUUAUUUGUGCACAUGGAAGAGCAGAACCGUCCGUAAGUAGCAAUAUAUGAUUUUUUUUUAAACUCCUACAUUAUUAUUAUUUAUUUGUUGUUAUUCGUCUAGUCCUUAACAAGUAAACUAUCAUAAGGCAGCAAAACUAAUGAAGUUUGUAUACUGGAAGUAUGACUAUUUUCUUUCAUGGAAGUAUAAUUUUCUUUUUUUUAAAUGAAGUUGGGUACAUAUUUAUGUUUAACAAGAGGCAAGCAGACCAUCAUAUCACCAUAUUUCUUUUUUAGCCUGGGGUUGAGUUACCAGCUCUUUAGUUGUUAAUGUGAGUGAGCACAUUUCGAUGGAAUGGCCUUCUAAUUUGCAAUUUAAAAAGAAGUUAUAUAAUCAUAGGAUGGCUGGAGACUCGUUAAUCUAAAUGCCUGUAACACUGGUGCCUACUUAAACUCUCAACACUUCACAGAGUGUACUUACUUAAACAAGAACGAGUUAUCACUACGCCUUCUUGAAACAAACUAGUCAGUUUUCAGGCCUUUUAAAAUAAUCUGGAUUAAACUCCACAUACCAGGUGGUAACAAAGGUAAUUAUCUACUCUGGAAUCCACGAGUGUCCUUAAUUGAAUAAUUUACAAGUAUGUUAUUCAAGUACAUCCAUCAAGGUCUCGUCAAUUAAAUGUUUAAAAGCAGUAAAGUCCAUAGUUAUUUCCUGGUAUGCAUAGAGGGUGUUGAGGGUACACCCUCAGCAGGGAGGGACAGGUGGAUAUUAUUCAGCUCUAUGUUGGUCACCAACGCUGUGCUCCAUGUGCCAGUCAGCUGAAUAUACUGCCUUUUUUUUCUUUUUCUUUCUUUUGAUUUACCUUUAUCACAUCCUCCCAUCUUCUUACUGUAUGUGUACAUUACUACUGAUGAAGCUGGAUCCUUUAGUGAUGCGGUCCUGGAGAGAAUCUUUGGGCAGGAAAUGGUUGAUGUCUGUUCACAUGGAUGCUCUCCGGAUUCUUAGCAAGAGGGUGUCGCACUAAUAGUUCAUAAUACUCGUCUAAUCUGUCCUGAAGACUUGAUCAGAAUUUAUUUAUUAGUUUGACUUGAGGAUUUUCUGUAGGUGUACUACGUGUUUCUAUAAGCUUGAAAGACGUUGCGUCUUGCCUAGCGAUCGUGGUACUCAUUAACUGGUAUUGGGGCUUUCUGUUCAUUUUCUCUGUGCAAAUCGAGUUACUGUAAUUGUAUUUUAUUAUGUCGUGUAGAAAUCACUGCGGAGCGUUCAAGAUGUGUCACAUGGAACAUAGAGAAGCACUUGUUUUUAGCAUGCAUAUAGUUUCAACACUAUUGUCUAGGCUGCUAUUUCUUACUAUAUGUAUAUUUAAUGUAAAUAUAUAUUCUAUUUAUCAAACUGUUUUGUUGUUACAACACAUGUAAGGCAGAGAGAGCCGGGUGUCUUAUUAAGGCUGCAGUCUCUUAAAGUGUCACGUCUUCCCCAGGGAGUUUGUUUCCAUCUCCAUUUUCAAGAACUUGAUUGGACUCACGACAAAUCCAGUUAGAACCGCUCGGACUGCUGGUCCGACCACAGAAAACGGUUGUUCACAAGCACAUCCACACUGGUAGGGCAUUGGCUAGCAGCUACCUAUAAAAAAAAAGGAGACAAUACAGGUAUUGUUGCCACCCCACCCCACCCCACCCAUGAUCCCAGGUAGUUCUCAAGGGAUCAUGUGUACGUCUCUGCUCGCUGUGGGCAGAAACGGCAGCGCAUGCCUCCCAUUGCACUUUUCAGUCCUGAAUGGAGCCGUUGGAAUGUGAGAAAUGUAUUUUGCAAAGGGAGACCGAGGACACCGUAAACAGGUGUAUUGUUUGGAGGCAUCCAGGAACUACCCCCCCCCCCCCCCCCCCACGCAGUAGAUAAAUGCGUCAUUGUUUCUCUAUAUGGAGGAUUUGAUCGCACAUCCAUCCAGACAAUAUCAGAAUGAUCAGUCGUGUAAGUCGGUCUAGAAGAACGGUUGGUGGCUGUCGGGCAACUGUGACGAUGCAGGUCAAAUGUAGGUGUUGCGCAUCCAUUUCAGAUCAGUGCACCUGAAGGUGUUUCUCUUUUAGUUUUGUCUUCCCUCAUGUUGAUCACCGAGACUUCUUUCAGGACACCGAAAUGAAUUCACACGUGAUUUAUCAGCAUUUGCAACGGUUCGUCAGCAUUUCUGACGGAGGACCUAAAGUCGAGUACGAGUCGACGCGUUUCUCUCAGAAUUACGGCAAUCUUUUUUUUUUCAUCCUUCUCCCUGACCCCAACGUCGGCAAUGAAUGAAUGAAGCUUGUGUGUCAUUUUACAAUAAAUGUGAUGCGGCUCCCUUCAGACUUGCACAAGCCUUCCUGCCGUUUCCAUGACCUGAGAGUUGAAUCACUUGGAACAGUUUCAGAGACGUAGCUGUUGCGUAGUGUUCAGAACGUUUAUUUAAAUCAGAACACAGGAAUGUAGAUUGUGUCACUGUUGCUAAGGUACGUUUCUAAUGUGGUGCACAUUCAAUUGCUUGAUUAUCCCAUGUACAUGUGUACAGAGGUAUAGGAGAAGAAGAAAAACUAACCUUGUGAAGAUUUGUUCUUUUUAUUGUUUGCAGUCUUUAUUUAUACCUCCAGAAGGAUCACCGAACGUGCCUUGUUGACGAACGAAUAGGUGUUGUAUCUGGAGGAGCCCGUUUUCUAUGCUGUGUGUGUUUGCCCUUGACUGCGGCGGUAAAGUUCACAUCACAGCGACUGUAGCCCACUCAUGAUUCACAACUGUUGUUCCUGUUUUUCCAUCAUGUCGAAAAAUCCUGACAAAAUAAACGUUUCAAGUCCAUUUAUUUUUGCUGCUUUUGCAGGAGAUUACAUUUGAGAUUACUUUGACCAUUUCUGUUUAUGUGAACGUAUCUGUGUUUGACGCGUUAAACUGAAGACAAGCUUUUUUUGUUGUUGUGAUUUUGGUUUUCAGUUGCCAAUACUACUGGGAGCCAAGUCUGUUCCUUUAGUAAAUGUCACUGUUGAAUGUGAAACACUGAGAUUUUGAUUGUUGACUAUCUCUUGAUUGAGGUCUAUGUUGCCUAACUCGUGCUGUAUGAUCUUUAAGUCUAAAACAAACGACUUUACUGAUACUGGAAUUUUGUCCUCUGCAGGUUACAACUGUGAAAUUGUUUAUAAUCAUGAGAAAUAUUUAUUAUUGCAUUUGCUUCCUGUGCAACAUUUUACUGUCUGUUUUAAUUUGGUGAAAAGAAAAAAAUUCUCAACAUUGAAACGAAAAAUCUUUUUAAUAGAAUUUGUAGAAGUGCCAUUAGAAUUUAAUAUAAUUUUUUAUUAAUAAAGGUAUAUUUUAUAGUAAUCAAUUGCUUCAGUGUUAGUGGUGUAGAGAUUAGAGGACGAUCUUUACGCAGAAUUGACAUUGCUUAGAUAUUGAGGCAAUUUACUUUUGAUCUAUAACUGUCUGUGCAUUUUCUUUGUUUGCGCUUUAGGAGUGUGCUUGUGUGCUGUGGAAAUGUGACAAUCUUGAUUUAGGUCUUUCUUAAGAAUAUGCAUAGAAUUAAAUGGUACAACUUUC